Messenger RNA from Penicillium manginii, 3963 nucleotides. RefSeq lists its product as uncharacterized. The coding region runs from base 1 to 3963 and encodes 1320 amino acids. The record is from RefSeq and is a predicted model, not a curated record. The transcript has a single exon. NCBI's taxonomy places the organism in Eukaryota, Fungi, Ascomycota, Eurotiomycetes, Eurotiales, Aspergillaceae.
AUGUUUAAAGCCCUCAUGGGCGGGGGCAACCGGUCGUCCUCCGACGUCCGAAGCACCACCAGCUCCAGCUCCAGAUCCAGCCGUCGCAAGACCGAUUCCAAGUCCACACAUAGCCGCAAAUCCUCACGGGGUGACGACCGUGAUCGCGGCUUGGGUGACUUGGUUGUCUAUGAGCCCUCUGCCUCGGGGAGCCGCCGUGCUCCAAGCACCGCUGGUGAUUCUGUCGCUUCCUUCGUAACCGCCGAACCAGAGUCCUACGAUUCCCCCGAUCGCAUCAUCGAGCGCACCCCCAAACGCAGAGACAGUGAUCGAGAGAGCAAGAGCUCUCGUCGCCGCGACCGCGACCGAUCUGAGAGUCGCGACCGUGACCGUGAGCGUGAAAAGAGAAAAAGCCGCCGUGCGAUCGAUGACGAGUUGGAUCGCGAGGACCGCCGUGAGCGCCGGCGCACACACUCCGGAGAUCCCUAUAUGCCAUCUAGUGCCCCCGGCGCUCAGUUUGCCGCCGAUGUGGCAGCGCCUGGCUUUUCGCAAUUUCCCGGCCAAUACGACAGUGGAAUGCCGCCGGCGGCCUUCUCUCCCGCCCACGAAUCUACUCCAUCGCCGUAUGACCCUCAUGUACAACAGCAAUUCCCUGGCCAAUUCCCCACCGGCACUGCACAGCCAUAUAUGCCCCCAAAUCCCGCCGGUGCAGCCGCAGAUUAUUAUGGCGACCAGGGUCAGUCCGUCGAGCAGCAACCUGGCAUCCGGCCGCCUGAUCCUCUGGUAAUCCCCGCCCACCAAGCACACUUGCAAGCCGCGUCUCCUACUUCCAACCCCCCGCCAGAGCCUAGCAGUGUCGGUGCAGUUGGUGCGGCCGCCUCUUAUUUCGAUGACGAGGGUCCCGUCGUGUCUCAAGGCGUUCCUUCAAAACCCUCGAAACCCUCCAAACCGAGCAAGCCUUCUGCCAGCGCGGUCCCCGCAGCAGCGCUAGCAGCCACCGCGGGAGCUGCGACCUACGGAUUGGGACAUACCUCCUCAUCUUACGAAGAUACCCAGUCCCAGCAUUCCACCUCUGCCUAUCAUCAAUCAACUUCGUACUCGCAGCCGGCUGCCACUAGUACCAGCAAGCCGCCAAAGCCUUCUACAUAUGGUAUUGGCCCUGGAGUUGGAGUCGCAGCAGCAGGCGCAGCGGCAGGAUAUAUGCUCGGCCAUCAGCAUCACUCUUCAAGCCCAGAGAGCGCGUCUCAAUAUGCUCAUCAGCAUCAGCAUCAGCAUCAGCAUCAAAAUCAGUACCAGCACUACGAGGAAUCCUCACAGACUGGUCUGCCCCCGUAUGCUUCCGGCUCUCAUAAUGCCAUGAUGGCAACGGGAGCUGCAGGCGCAGCAGCUUAUGCUGCUCAGGCUGGUCAUUCUCAUUCUCAUUCGCACCCAAUCGCAUACCGCCCUGGAUACUAUCCCUACGCCCCGGGUGGUCUUGCCUAUCAGCAGCGCCAGCGGGGUCCUCUUUCAAAGUUUGUGGACUUCUGGCGCGAUCCGGAAGCUGUGGGACGGUUCGAAGAUUACACCGAAACCAUCGGCGUGUGCAAGUACUGCUUUGAUCCUCAUACUAGUUCAGUUGAUGCGCCGCGCAAACAUCACUAUGAUCGGCGUCGACGCUCUGCCGAUCGCUACAGCACCAGCAGUUCUUCCCGAGUGAGCAAACUCAGUCGAUACCAUUCUUCGGAAGAUGAAAGCCGGCGCAAGCGAUCGAGCAAGAAGUCGUCCUCGUGGUUGCCGGGCAUGCUGGCUGGUUAUGCCACAAAGUCAAUCUUUGCUGGAAAGGAUUUUGACGACUCCUAUAGUGUUCGCUCUGGGCGUAUGGAUGGCGACCGUGUCUCCCACGAUCGUGAUGAUGUCUCAAACUCCGACCGCAGAAGCUAUACUUCACGUGGUGUUGUCCGCCGGUCCGAACGCAGCCCACAGCGAGAGUACCACUCAGACAGCAAGCAUUCUCGGAGGACCCGUUCUCGUUCGCGAUCUUCCUCCCGAUCUGGCCGUCAUUCGUUUGUCAAGAAGGCUGCCUUAGGUGCCGCUGUCGGUGGUGCCGCUCUCGCUGUCGCGAAACACCACAACCGAAGCCGCAGCCGCUCUCCCUCGCGCACUCAACGUCGCAAGGAAUCUUCUUCCGACUCUUCCUUUGUUGACUUUUCUCGACCGGCUCCCAAGUCUGUUGGAGGGUUCACUUCUUUCUUCACAUCCAGUUCUGAAAAUCGCGCGAUAAAUCGAGAGGUGAAGAAGACUAGUAAGAAGAAGAAGACCAAGCGCGGGUUUUUCUCGUUUAAUAGUUCCUCGUCUUCCGAUCUUGAUGCCGACCUCGCUUUCGGAACUGGAUUUUCGAAGAAGUCCAAGUCGAAGAAGGAGAAGAAGAAGGGCAAGAAGAAUGAAGACGUCAACGCAGCACUUCUUGGUUUGGGUGCUACCGCCACUGCUCUUGCUGCUUCAUCUCCGAAUCGUCGCAGUACCGGUCAAAUGCUAGCCGGCAGAGAAUCUCGCUCUCGUCAGUCCCGGUACACUUCGUCUGCAAACGAGGAUGAAGAGUGGAUCGACGCCGAUUCAUCUGAAGACUCCCCAUCGAGCGUUAGUUCUGCCCUGGCUUUCGGUGGUGAUUCUCAUUCCGAUUCUAGUAGCAGUCGCGGAGGCUGGGGCUGGAGAUGGGGAAGCAAGAAAGACAAGAAAAAGAAGGAGAAGAAAUCUGCCGCCAAUGCUGCUAUGGCUGUUGGUGCUGGUGUUCUCGGUAGUGCCGCUAUUGCUUCUGUUGCCCACCAACGCGAUAGUCGUCCAUCUAGCCAGGCGGGUAGCCUGCAGCAGGUUUAUCCUAUGCCCACCUCCGAUCCUUCUCGCUUCGACGUUGCCAGCAUGUCUCCCUCUGUUGUCUCUGGUGGUCAAACUCCUCUCGUCCGUCCUGGGCCGAUCCCUCUUCAGCAGCCACAGCCUGUAACGCCAGUCUCUCAAGCCAUUUACACCUCUCAAGGUACCGUACCAGGCUCUAUUCCCGCUUACAGCGCACCUGUUGUUCCUCCUAUCUUUGCCAAUGAACAUGAUCAGUAUGAUCCUCGAUUCCAAGGCUCUCGGGAUGCUGCCUGGAGUCGGGAAAGUGUCGAUAUUCGCAAACCCCGCCGAAGUGACUCCUCUCCGGUUUUCCCUACCCAAGAGACUGCAUCGAGUCUCAAGCGCCGCUCUACGACUAAAGAUCAAGCCUCUGUUUCAUUCAACCUGACCGACGAGCAGGCAGAGCGCGAACGCCGUCUCAGCCGCCGUGACCAGAGAUCACACGAAGAUUUCCACGACGACCAUUCCGUUCAGUUGGUCGACCACGAAGAGGAGGAAGCUCGGCGAGAGGCAGACCGUCGCGAGCGUCGUCGCAAGGACCGAGAGGAGGAAGAGCGCCGCGAGAGUGAAAAGCACAAGAGCUCUUCCUCUUGGGCCGAAGCAGCUGCCGUUGGAGCUAUUGGCGCUGUUGCGGUCGGUGCCCUUGCCUCGUCUCAUAAGUCUGACAACGCCUCGGAAGUUAGUUCUCAACGCGUUUCCCGUAGUGAGAAGCGCCGAGCUGAAAGAAGACAGCGAGGAGAGGCUGAAUCGUCGAUUGUUUCGAGAUCUGAUAUCACAGAGCCAGUCGAGAGGGUAUCAUCAGUGGAAACCCGUGAUGUGCCAGACAAGCGCUCAUCUCGAAAGACCGCUUCUCCAUCCCCUGUCUAUGAAAACUACGCCAAUUUCUACGCCCCUUCUGAAAUUCGUCACAGUGCAGAUGAACAGAAGACUCGGGAUGUUGCUGAGCAGCCUUCGAUCGUCGAAGUCGUCCCUGCUUCUGUCCGCAAGGCCCGCGGAGAAUUACGCGAUGAAGACAUGUCACGAUUCGGACAAGAACCUUAUGAAAAUCACGAAGGUCUGCCGUGGCCGGUUCCACGACUUAAUUACAUCGAUCCCACCCCCCCCCUGUUAGCCUGA